This is a messenger RNA of Drosophila mauritiana, 2554 nucleotides long. RefSeq names its product trehalase. Gene Ontology annotation, molecular function: alpha,alpha-trehalase activity. The record is from RefSeq and is a predicted model, not a curated record. Lineage: Eukaryota; Metazoa; Arthropoda; Insecta; Diptera; Drosophilidae. The transcript has 8 exons. Gene Ontology annotation, biological process: trehalose catabolic process. The coding region runs from base 476 to 2218 and encodes 580 amino acids.
ACUUUUUUUUACAUUUAUAUCGAAACAACGUGCAUGCGCAGAAAAUCCCCACGAAGAUUUGAUUUGGUGGACCUUGAUGCGCCCCUUAUCCUGCCAGUGUAUAUCUCGCGACAAAAGUGUAUAAUAGAAUCCGGUCGCUCUUUGCGCUGCUGUUAUCCAAGUUUCUGAUGUGAGCGCGAAAUUCGCUGAGCGAAAACUAUUUAACAACCGUAAGUUGCACGGUCGCGAUUAGUCUCGUGGCGCUGCUCGAAGGCAAAAGAAGCAACCAGGUGUGACGGUGGAUCAAAAUUCGAAUAAUAAUACGGCAGUGAUCGAACCGAGUGAUAAAUGCAAACAACGCAUAUUGACGUGAUAAACAAGUGGCAAGAAUAAACAAAACAUUUUGGUCAAAUUUAAAUCUCCGCUUCGCGUUCGCAACCUUGCGAGAAUCUCAAGAUAUUUUCCGACAUCCGGAAACAACAGUCUUUGUCGCAAUAUGGCCGCUCCAGCGAAUGCAACGAGCAAUCUCAAAAUGAACGGAAAUAGUAAAAUCUACUGCGAGGGCAAUCUGCUGCACACCAUCCAAACGGCAGUGCCCAAACUAUUUGCGGAUUCGAAGACCUUUGUGGACAUGAAGCUGAACUAUUCGCCCGACAAGACCCUCGAGGACUUUAAUGUCAUGAUGGAGGCCAAGAAUCAGACGCCAAGCAGAGAGGAUAUCAAGCAGUUUGUCGAUAAGUACUUCAGUGCACCGGGCACCGAGCUUGAGAAGUGGACGCCCACCGACUGGAAGGAGAAUCCCAGCUUCCUCGACUUGAUUUCCGACCCAGAUCUUAAGCAAUGGGGCGUCGAGCUGAAUAGCAUUUGGAGGGACUUGGGACGCAAAAUGAAGGACGAUGUGUCAAAGAAUCCCGAAUACUACUCGAUCAUUCCCGUGCCAAAUCCAGUGAUCGUGCCCGGCGGUCGUUUCAUUGAGUUCUACUACUGGGACUCCUACUGGAUCAUCCGCGGACUCCUCUACAGCCAGAUGUUUGACACCGCGCGCGGCAUGAUUGAGAACUUCUUAUCCAUUGUCAAUCGGUUCGGUUUUAUUCCAAACGGCGGUCGAGUCUACUACCAUGGUCGCUCCCAGCCGCCACUUCUAACCGGUAUGGUCAAGUCGUACGUGGACUUCACCAACAAUGACAAGUUCGCCAUUGAUGCCCUGGACACGCUGGAGCACGAGUUCGAGUUCUUUGUGAACAACCACAAUGUCACGGUGAAGAAUCACAGCCUGUGUGUAUACCGCGAUUCGUCGUCCGGGCCGCGACCAGAGUCCUACCGUGAGGAUGUGGAGACUGGCGAGGAAUUCCCCACGGAUGAGGCCAAGGAACUGCAUUACAGUGAACUCAAGGCAGGCGCCGAAUCUGGCAUGGACUUUAGCUCACGCUGGUUCAUCUCCCCGAGUGGAACCAAUGAUGGCAACCGGAGCGCUCUGAGCACCACCUCAAUUGUGCCCGUCGACCUGAAUGCCUAUCUCUACUGGAACGCCAAGUUGAUUGCCGAGUUCCAUUCCAAAGCGGGCAACACCAAGAAGGUCACCGAGUACGAGACCAAGGCCGAGAAACUCCGUCUGGGUAUCCAAGAAGUUUUGUGGAACGAGGAGGCCGGUGUCUGGUUGGACUACGAUAUGAUUAACCAGAAGCCGCGCGAUUACUACACGCCCACCAAUCUAUCUCCACUGUGGGUGAAGGCCUUCAACAUUUCGGAGUCCGAGAAGAUAUCGGCUUCUGUUAUGGCCUACAUUGAGAGGAACAAGCUGGACAGCUACCCUGGCGGAGUUCCCAACACGUUGAGCAACACCGGAGAACAGUGGGAUGCCCCCAAUGUGUGGGCACCGAUGCAGUACAUUCUGGUCGAGGGCCUGAAUAACCUGAACACUCCCGAGGCCAAGAAUAUGUCACUGAAGUGGGCCACCAAGUGGGUGAAGACAAACUUUGCGGCGUUUAGCAAGGACAGGCACAUGUACGAGAAGUACAACGCCGAUGAGUUCGGAGUUGGCGGCGGCGGUGGGGAGUACGAAGUACAGACUGGAUUCGGUUGGUCCAACGGUGUGAUCAUCGAGUGGCUGAGCAAGCACGGGCGCGACAUUUCCAUUGGAUCCGGUUGUGGCUGCCUAGCAGGUAAUCGUAUGAUGGGCAUCGUGGGCGUGGCAGCUGUGACUAUAGUUGCUCUGAUAGCAGGUCGUGUUCUAUGGUGAGACAACGUGUGCCAAAACAAGCCGUAAUUGCUUCCCAAGUAGUGUGAUUCCCCCCUCCGUGUUUGUGCGUGUGUUGUGAAGUCUGUAGUUGCUAACGUUUUUCGUUGAGUGCGGAGAUUGCAGUAUUAGUUUAUCAUUAUUUGGUGGUUGAAGUGAGAGUUGUAUAUACUGAAUUUAUAUGGGCAUGCCCGACAUUGUUAUUACGUUUUAAUAUCUAGCAAAUACCUAUACCAAUCCUAGCUCCUCGCAACCAAAUGAAGACACAAAUACAAUUGUUAACAAUAAUUUACAAGCUCUUUUCUUGGCAUUUUUAAAUAAACAAGAACACAAACUUUA